Messenger RNA from Toxorhynchites rutilus septentrionalis, 715 nucleotides. It is a transcript of the gene Cypl, whose product is annotated as peptidyl-prolyl cis-trans isomerase-like 1. Bases 110 to 637 code for a protein of 175 amino acids. NCBI's taxonomy places the organism in Eukaryota, Metazoa, Arthropoda, Insecta, Diptera, Culicidae. The transcript has 2 exons. Gene Ontology annotation, molecular function: peptidyl-prolyl cis-trans isomerase activity. Gene Ontology annotation, biological process: protein peptidyl-prolyl isomerization; protein folding. Gene Ontology annotation, cellular component: catalytic step 2 spliceosome. The record is from RefSeq and is a predicted model, not a curated record.
UUCUAAACAGGUGGUUGUAAAUAAACAUUUACAGUGAACUGAGCUGCUGAUUUUUUAUGUUUGGUUAUACCGACUAAUAUUCUUCUUCGUAACCAAAUAAUAAACAACGAUGUUAGCGUUGCAAACGGGAAAUACAACCGGUAUUCCGGAUAAAUUAUGGCAGCCACAUUUUGUUACUUUCGAAACAACAAUGGGCGAAAUCUCAAUCGAGUUGUACUGGAAGCACGCGCCAAACACCUGUCGGAACUUCGCGGAGCUCACCCGGCGGGGAUACUACAACGGCACCAUCUUCCAUCGCAUCAUUCGAGACUUCAUGAUACAGGGCGGUGAUCCAACGGGAACCGGUCGGGGUGGACAGUCGAUAUAUGGAGCGACGUUUGCGGAUGAGCUCAAUGCGGAUUUGAAGCACACCGGAGCGGGGAUACUGUCGAUGGCAAAUUCCGGCCCGGACACCAACGGGUCGCAGUUUUUCGUUACGCUGGCGCCGACGCAGUGGCUCGAUGGGAAGCAUACUAUUUUCGGUAGAAUUCACACGGGAAUGCAAGUGAUCAAGCGGAUAGGGCUUGUCGAAACGGAUAAAAAUGAUCGUCCUGUGGAGCAGGUGAAAAUUCUCAAAGGGAAGGUGGAAAAGUAUUAGAGGGAAGAAUAAACCAUAUUAUUCAAACAAUAUUGUGCUAUUUUUAAUCGAAAAUUAAAUUGUUUUGAAUUUUUUCAA